Messenger RNA from Dromiciops gliroides (monito del monte), 369 nucleotides. RefSeq names its product prefoldin subunit 1-like. Gene Ontology annotation, cellular component: cytoplasm; prefoldin complex. NCBI's taxonomy places the organism in Eukaryota, Metazoa, Chordata, Mammalia, Microbiotheria, Microbiotheriidae. Gene Ontology annotation, molecular function: protein folding chaperone. Gene Ontology annotation, biological process: protein folding. The record is from RefSeq and is a predicted model, not a curated record.
AUGGCUGCCCCCGUGGAUCUGGAGUUGAAGAAGGCUUUCACAGAACUACAAGCCAAAGUUAUUGAUACUCAGCAGAAGGUGAAGCUUGCAGAUAUACAGAUUGAACAGCUAAAUAAAAUGAAAAAGCAUACACAUCUUACAGACACAGAGAUUAUGACUUUGGUAGAUGAAACUCACAUGUAUGAAGGUGCAGGGAGAAUGUUUAUUCUUCAGUCCAAGGAAGUAAUUCACAACCAGCUGUUAGAAAAACAGAAGAUAGCAGCAGAAAAAAUUAAGGAACUGGAACAGAGAAAAUCAUACCUGGAGCACAGCGUGAAGGAUGCAGAAGACAACAUUCGGGAAAUGCUGAUGGCCAGAAAGGCACAGUAA